AGGAGGAAUGAGGAAACAUUUGUGGACAGGCCUCAUCCUGGUUGCGUUAGAUGUCGAGAUUUCUGAAUCUGCUACCUUCUCUUUGAUUUGGUUUCUGACGCAGUACCGUAAAACUUUUAAGUCACACUUUUUUCGCGUUAAAAUAGCUGAGAAAGUUUGUUUUAUUACUCAGAGUGAAAAACUAUAGCGGUGGUGGAAGCCUAGAAGCACAUGAUGUAAUGCUUUAGUUAAAUUCUAACCAAAAGUGAGUAUUUAUGCAGUUUUGAACCACCAGGACCCGCUAUUUUUGGUGCAGGAGAAGGAUUCACAGCUACACUGGCGGACAUAAUAAUGGACCCCCUGGACUUCCUGGAGCCAAAGGAUCUGCUGCCGUUUUUUCACUGUAAGAAGACAGAAAUGUCCUGUGUUGAGAACCCACAUACCUUCAUAAACCAGCUCAGGGACCAUAACUUGAUCCCAGAGGACAGAUAUAAGAAGUUGAUUCGCAUGAAGAGCAAAGACAAAAUGAAGACAAACAUCUAUGAACUUCUGGACUGGUUGGAGAGAGAGCGAUCGAAACACAUUACUGUUUUCUGGAAGUGUGUUUUUAAGGAGACCAUCAUGAACCAGUAUCCCAUUUUCAGACUGUUGCGCAACAGCCUCAUAGAUGGAUCUUUCCGUUCUUGCAUUCAACUGCCAGAGAAAAUAGAAGAAGAUCCAAGUGAAGGUAAAAGGAAGGAGCUUUCAGAAGAUGAGGAAGAAGAGGAGACACCUGCAAGUUCAUUAAAAAAGAAGAAAAAGCUUAGAAAUAUUGUGCGUGAGGAUGAUGAGGAGUCUGUUUCAUCAUCUGUGCCAACACUAGGUCAGAGGAAAAAAUCCAAGAAAUUAUUAUUCUCCUCUCCACUCAAAAAAGGAGAGAAAGGGGAAAUUUGGAGCUGGCCCAUCUAUAAGUACCAGCUGCCAGUGACCUGUGGACAGAAGGAGGGCAUGCUGAACAGACAGAGACUGGCUAAAGGGGAAAAGUGCAUAGCAGUGGGCAAAGAGUGGUUCACUCCAGCUCAGUUCGAGAAGUUUGCAGGGAAGGAGAGCAGUAAGAACUGGAAAUUAAGCAUUCGAUGUAAAAAUGUAUCGCUAGGAAAACUUAUACAGGAUGGUCACCUGAAAUCAGCUAAUUUUCGAGUCAGGGGUAAAAAGACCAAGAAAUCGCUGUUUCCAUCUGAGGAUUUAACUACAGUGUCUGAAGGAGAAAAAGAGGAUGAAGAUGACGACGAGGAUGAAGAUGACGACGAGGAUGAAGAUGAGGAUGAAGAGCAGGAUGAAGAGCAGCCUUCAUCAAGCAGAAAAGGAAAUUUCACAGAAGAAGACGAUGAAGACAACGAGGAGCAGGCAGAGCAGCAGCUUGAUGUUAACAUUGACACCGGCAAGAAGGUGUUCAAAGUUACAUGUGAGGAUAAAGCUGCGACCUUCCAUUUGAAACGCUUUGCAGCAGGGAAUCGUGGGAAAAGUAUUCGGACAGAGACGAGCUGGAUGACCCCGGUGGAGUUUUCGAGCUGGGCUUCAUCUCAGACAGAUCCCUCCUGGAGGAAAGACAUCAUGUGGGAAGGAAAACCACUUGGUGUCCUCAUACAGGCAAAAGGCUUGAUAAUGCACACUCUACUGUGUUCCUGCAGACUGUGCAAACCAGAUCCUGAGGAAAUGGAGAGUCAGAAGAACGAUGAUGAGUGUUGCAUCUGUAAAACUGAAGACGAAGAAAAGUUGGUGGUGUGUGAUCUGUGCCCACGCUCUUUCCAUCAGAGAUGUCACCUGCCUCAUGUAGACGACGCCAUUUUAGGGGACAGUAAACCCUGGAAGUGCACAUUCUGUGUAUUCGCUAUCACUCGGGAGUGGAUGAACUGGGAAGAGGUGGAAAGGGAAGCAGCCAUGUCCCGACCGAUAUCACAACACCUGAUGGGAUGUCAGUAUCUCCUCCUGUGUCUGUGCAGCGCUGAUGAGGAGCAGACAUUUGCUACAAACCCAAGUAGAUAUCUGAAAGACUACACCACUGUGGUUAAAACUCCAAUGUGGCUUGAAAAAGUAGCAGACAAGCUCCAGGAAAAACUCUACCGGACUGUCGGAGACUUUGUGUCCGACAUUCAGCUCAUUUUCGCUAAUUGUGCCUCCUACAACCGAGACAAUGAGGAGUUCCUGGCCAUGGGAAACAGACUGAAGGAGUUAUUUGAAGAAGAAUUGAAGAAAGUGUUUAAUAUCCGGGAAGAAAAUAGUAACAUAAACAGUGGUUAGUUUGUAAUAUCAAUUACUGGAAGAAAAAGGGGAUUUCUAUGAGUUUGAGUCAAUUUACUUAUUUAUUUUUCUUAAAAUAUCUUCAAGAUGAAAUUCUCAUAAUGCGAUAAGGUACAGGACUAGAUUUGGUAUAGACUGGACAAAAAAAACGUAUGAAGUUUAAAAUAACAAUUUAGAAUUUGUCCUCUAUUUGGGGGUUUAGCGUCCCAAAAUGUACUCUGUGAAACUGGAUCAAGGUUAUGUAAACCAAAAUGUAGGACUUUUCAGGACGUUUUAUUCAAAUGUUAAAGAGCUAGGAUUUCCUCAAGUUUAGUUCUAUUUGUAGAUUAAAUCUGCUGCAAGUAACCAAUAGAGUGUAAAGCAGGCUAAAGAAAUUAUAAAGCUUCAUGUGGAUCUCCACAAGGUGGCAGUGUGAGUAAGAAAGUCAGGCACAGUGUUAAAAUGGCCAGCUUAUGCAGCCCCAGCUUUAGUGAUGAGAGCGAUGAGAACAGCAACAGCAUUCAUCCUCACAGUAGUACCUCUGUGUCCUAAACAGAUGGUCAGAACGGGCUACCCAUGCCUCCCAUGGAGCUACUUUACCUGUAGACCCAACACCAGUGAUUCAUUCAGGAACACUGUCAUCGCAUAUUUAACCAUUUUAUUGCAAAAUGGAUGUACAGUUUUACUUCGCAGAGAAGGCUCUGCUCAAAAGAUGUUCCCUGGGUUAGUCAAGCAGCAUGCUUUGACUUUCUAGGAGCCCAUGACUAGAAACCCCCACGUGGAUAGGUACAUUUAUGACAGUGCAUAUUGAAUACAGUAAAAUGAGUUCAAGAGCAAUUAAUCUGCAGUAGCAUGAAUCUGAAUAUUAGGGUGCAACAAGCUUUUACGCUAUAAAGGAGGUGGCUGGGGUGGAGGAGGUUAAGCUUUGCCAGCAGCAGCGUUAGUCAGCAUUAAUGCAAGCAGGGAUUAGUGACAAGUAUUUAAAUACUUAAUACUUACUUCGCUAAAGGUGCAACAAAACAGUGUCGUAGGAGCAAGCAAAUACUAAAAAGCUCACCAAGCACCCCAGUGACAAAAACACAGGCUUCUCCGAGGAUUGAAAAACAUGACAGGUUAGCAUAUGAGCUAGCUGGCUAACCUGCUAGAAGAAUGAUGAUGGGCUGCUAAGUUAUGUUCUAGCUGAGAGUGGGAGUAUGUUAGCACCAAAACGACAAAUGUGUAACACCUAAGUUUUUUGAUGUCUUGUUUUUGCUCUUUUUAAGACAACUGAAUAGUGAAACAGCUUACUAUAUGGCUACUGACAUGUUUUAUGUCCCUACAGAGGCUCUGAAGUGAGCCAUUAAACAGUCCAUUUAGGAAAUAAAAGGCACAAGUCAUCAGUGCCCAGAGUGAACAAAUACCCCAGAUAAAUAUAAAAAUAAGAUAUGAUUUGGAUUUGCAGAAUCAAUUUAAUUGUAUUUUAUUCCAGAGUGCUGAUGAUUUAUUAUUCUCUGUUAACAAAUAUCCGCAUUAAAGUGCAGAUAAUUUUAUUGAACACUUAAACUUGAGCCACAGAAAUGCUCAGUGCUGUUCCAAAAGCCAAUCAGUGUUUAGAUUCCCUCACUACCUGAGAUUACCAAGAAGUUCCCAUCAUCAUUGUCUAUCAGAUGAUGAUUUCAGGUGUUCUAUAACUGCUUUGGCAUAACUCAUUGGGGUGCGUGGCCACCUAAAGAUGGCAGCUGGCUCUGUGUGCUCUGAGGUAGCUUAAAAUAGUCUACUCAGUGGCUAUUCAGUUUAAAGCAAUGCUUCUCAACUGGUGGGUUGGGACCCAAAGUGGGUUGAGGAGUAGUUUCCAGUGGGUCACAGAUGUGUGUCUGGAAAAAAAAAUGGUGGCAAAAGACUAUGAAGAACAUGCAACCAUACCAUUUGUUUAACUGUUUUAUUGUGAUGGGUACAUUUAAAUCUAUUUUCAAUAUUUCAGCUCAUUCAUCUCUUUUUUGCAUUAAAAGACCCUUUCCAAUGUUAAUGAUCUAAUUUCUAAAGAUCUCUGGAAAAUUGGCUAAAAUUUAGAUGUUAUCAUCCUGUCAUAAAUUAUGUUCCAUCCAAGAUCUUAAUUGAAACAUUUUUAUUUACUUAAUGUGCUUUGUUGAAAAUUUGUCAUCAAAGAUAUUGGUGAGUCCUGAGGCUUGACCAGUUGAGGACCUCUGAUUUAAAGGUUUAUAGCUUAAACACUAUUACAUGUUCAUUUUCAUGUUUAAACGGAAUCUUAUUGUAGUUUUAAGUUGGGUGGUUAUUCAUUACUCUUGCUAUGUUGCUCAGAUUAUGACAAUGCUGCAACAUUUGAUAUAUUGCAAGAAAAUCAUGUAUCAGCACAUCACAAUGUCUCAUGAACUACAGCAGAAGAAAUGCAACGGAGAGGUUGUAACAGGGUGAAACCACUGUUUAUCAUGCAGAUAUGAAUGUCAUAUGAAAAUAGGGAUACUUCGUCUACCUUGGAAGGUGGUAUUGACCGUCUCAAAUCUGGGCGGUAGAACUUUUGUACAGGAAGGAUUUUUAUGGUACAUCUUUUUUUGCCGUUUUGUAUUGUAUAGUUUUCUAUAUACAGUAUGAUUAAUUUUCAUUAACUUUCUAUAUUAGGUGUGCAAUAUUUUAUUUUGUGGAGCAAACAGCAAUCUAAUUGCAUUUGCAAAGAGCUACAGGCUUUUUUCUACUCAAAGUACUAUUUCAAUUUUUUUAUCAACAGUGAAUUUAACAAAACUGUUCAGAAUUGGGGUUUAAUUUAAUGUUUUUUGGCUCCAUAAAAUAAGAAUGAAGCAGUAAGAGGUUAUGCUCAAAAGCUUUGAGAAGUACUGCUACUCAUGUAUGAAGAAAAGUUGUAGUCUAAGCAAUCUUUGGCAUUAAAAGGAGCCACGCUAAGUCAUAUAAUGAUUUAUGUUGCUAAAGAAAGAAGUCAAGGCUACAUCAGCUGUUCUGAAUAUUCUCUGUGUUAAGACGAGUUAUGUAUUUUUUAUUUUUUAUUUUUUUACCUUUUUGGAAGUAUUUUCAUGUUUUUAAUUGGGGAGAUCAGGUUUAAGACUUAAUGUUAGUUCAUUUUUGUUGUGUUUUUCAUGACUUUAAGGUUUAUUUGGCACACUUUUUGUUUGUCCUACUUGGGUUCAACUACUCUGAGGAUAAUAAACAUCUUUUUUUGCACUGAA
Messenger RNA from Cheilinus undulatus (humphead wrasse), 5414 nucleotides. Its product is annotated as sp110 nuclear body protein-like. Gene Ontology annotation, molecular function: DNA binding; DNA-binding transcription factor activity, RNA polymerase II-specific; translation regulator activity. Lineage: Eukaryota; Metazoa; Chordata; Actinopteri; Labriformes; Labridae. The transcript has 16 exons. The record is from RefSeq and is a predicted model, not a curated record. Gene Ontology annotation, cellular component: cytoplasm; nucleus. Bases 331 to 2259 code for a protein of 642 amino acids. Gene Ontology annotation, biological process: regulation of transcription by RNA polymerase II; humoral immune response.